Messenger RNA from Leishmania mexicana MHOM/GT/2001/U1103, 1788 nucleotides. Its product is annotated as putative translation initiation factor EIF-2B gamma subunit. The record is from RefSeq and is a predicted model, not a curated record. Gene Ontology annotation, biological process: positive regulation of translational fidelity; formation of translation preinitiation complex. Gene Ontology annotation, cellular component: eukaryotic translation initiation factor 2 complex; cytosol. Gene Ontology annotation, molecular function: GTP binding; tRNA binding; GTPase activity. The coding region runs from base 1 to 1788 and encodes 595 amino acids. Lineage: Eukaryota; Euglenozoa; Kinetoplastea; Trypanosomatida; Trypanosomatidae. The transcript has a single exon.
AUGGCCGAGGAGGAUAUUGCGGACUUCACCCUUGAUGACGAGAAGGUCAUCGACACCGACCAGGGGCUCGCCAAGCAGGACUUCAGCAAGAUCAACCUCGAUGAGCUCAACGUCGACACCUUCGAGGUGAUGUCGCGCCAGGCCACCAUCAACGUCGGCACCAUCGGUCACGUCGCACACGGUAAGUCCACCGUUGUCAAAGCGCUCAGCGGUGUCAAGACGCAGAAGUUCCACCGCGAGGCCGUCAUGAACAUCACCAUUCACCUCGGCUACGCCAACGCCAAGGUGUACCAGUGCGAGACCUGCCCGCGCCCCACCUGCUACCAGACCUACCCGUCCUCGCAGCCGGACAGCACGCCGUGCCCCAACUGCGGAGAGACCAUGACGCUGAAGCGCCACUUCUCCUUUGUCGACUGCCCCGGCCACGACGUGCUGAUGGCCACCAUGCUGAACGGCGCCGCCAUCAUGGACGCCGCGCUGCUGCUCAUCGCCGCCAACGAGUCGUUCCCGCAGCCGCAGACGCUGGAGCACCUCGCCGCGGCAGAGAUGAUCGGCGUCUCGUCGCUCAUCGUGCUGCAGAACAAGGUUGACCUUGUUAGCAAGGAGCGCGCGGCGGCGCAGUACAGCAUUAUUCACCACUACCUCGCCACCAAGACAGCGUACGCCAAGGCACCGGUGAUUCCGGUCUGCGCACAGCAGCACAUGAACAUCAGCUUUUUGCUGGACUACCUCGUGCACAUCCCCCUCCCACGGCGGCAGCUGCACCACGCGCAGUACAUGAACGUCCUACGUUCCUUCGAUGUGUCGCUGCCAGGCCCGGCUGGCGACGAUGCGAAGGCUCUCAAGGGCGGUGUCGUCGGUGGCACUGUCGCGGCCGGUGUCUUGUGCGUCGGAGACGAAAUCGAAAUCAUCCCUGGGCUGCUGGUGCUCCGGCGCCGCGACGGUGUGCUGCCGAGACGGGCGGAUGUCUUGUCAGGUCGAGAGUUAGCCUACGUCGCCUCCCCGCCACCUGGCGAGCUGUACGCCGUCCCACUGCGCACCACUGUUGUGCGACUCCAGGCGGAGAAGAACGAGUUGCAGUUCGCCGUGCCCGGCGGCCUCAUUGCGAUCGGCACGACCCUCGACCCAUCCCUGACACGGCAAAACAAGUUGCGAGGGCAGGUGGUACGGGUGGUGCGUCGCGGUCCCGUGUGGCGGUCGCGUCGAAUGGGGUGCAGUCCACCAGCGGCGGCAGGAGCCGCCUCCGCGUCAACGACGCCGGUGACCACCACCACAAGCGAUGCAACGCCGACGCCAUCCGGUGCCGUCUUCCCCUGCCCAUCCCCUGCUUCAGCUGCAGCCGCGGUGGAGUGUUACACAGGCAUGCAGGUGUACCAAGAGGUCGUCAUUCAGUUCUUCCUCCUGCGCGAGAUUCUCGGCCUCGCCGCUCCUCGUUCUGGACGCGCCUCGCCACACCGCGGCAAGGAUCGUGGGUUCAACGGCGGUACCGACUCAUAUCGGGUCCACCCAGACCGCGUGGUCUCCUCUCUGCAUCGCCGCGUCGCGCCGCUGCGAGAAGACGAGAGCAUCAUCCUGAGCGUGGGGACGCUGACGACGGCAGCGACGGUGCUGCGGACGUCGCGGCAUGCUGGUCGGGCCAUCUGCCGGCUGGAGAGCCCGCUCUCCGCCGAUCCUCCACACCAGCGCAUUGUGCUAGCCCGGUACGUGGAUCGCAAGGUUCGCGUGAUUGGGUGGGGCACGAUACUCAAAGGCGUGCCCGUGAAACUCCUGCCGGAGGGCUCGCCGUGA